AUGUCUCUUCUGCUAACAACUUUACCUCUUUUAUUUCUGUUUGGUAUCUUCCUCUCAUGGGUUGUGAUCAGGUGGCUUCUAUUUCCACCCUCAGCAUACUUUGGAAAUCGACAGAAUAUGGAUAUCAAGUCAAUUCUUCAACCCAGGAUUGCCGAGAUACUUGGCGAUGGAAACAAAUCUGGGGAAGUAUCAGUCAACCCCACUUUACUCGGCUUUUUCUCACAACUGCUAUCAUUCCACGUCAGCUCGAUCAAUGUUAUGGUCCUGAAUCUUGCACUGUCAGAGUCUCUAUGGCAUAUGACAAUCACUGGCAUAACCUUAUUACUAGACCAUCAAAACAAAAAAUUGUCAUGGGAUUUUUCUGUGGGACAACUAAGCAGUAAAGUUCUCAAAAGUAGUGAGUUGGACAUAUGUUUGGCUGAGGUUGCUUUGAGCCUGCUGUUGUCGGGUGAUGUGAGUGUGCCUGAUCUAAAGCCAGGCUGCGUAUCGCUCUGUGUGAGGACACUUAUAGGAGAGCUACAUGAAGGACUUUUCCUCAGUCAACUUGUACUUCCUUCUACCAAAUCCAUUUCCUCAAUUAACUCUUUCGACUACGACAACAAGUUUUUCCAAACUGAAGACGUGGAACAGUUCCACCGGCUCAUUCCUGAGAAAGUCAAUGUGGAAUUUGAUAAUACAAAUGUAACUCUGUCCAUGCAUAGCCAGAAACGGCACUUGAACUGGACAUUAAAGUCUUUGAAACUUUGCUAUGGACGAGACAAUGAACAGCAUCCACUCAAAAGUUUCACACCUGAGCUGAGCUUCCCCCAAAGUCAUGUCCAAGUCUUACUGGAAGAUGGACUUCUUCUUUCCCAAAGUAGACAAAGGAUUGUUUGUCUGAACACAUUGAAGACGACAUUGCAAGUUUCAUCUAUGGACAUUUCCUGCACAUUCACUGUCAACACAUGCAUUAUACACUAUCGCCAUCAGGAGUUUUCACAUUGGCUGAAUCUGUUUUCCUGCGAGAAAGUAUUACACAGAAAAACGGCACAUAGAAAAAGCCCCUUUCUUUAUUUCCCCAACCUCCUCCUCAGGUGUUUCCCUCAUCUGGACGCCCCCGUAAUGCUCACGUCGACUGUGACAAACGUAAAUGUCUCUGUUCAGCUAGGAGACACCACACCAUUUGCACUUGGAUUCCUGUCUGUGAAUGCUGAAUUAAAGCAUCUUCCAGACAUGAAAAUGGAACACGAGUCACCAGAGCAGCAGUAUGUGCACCAGCGCGCCUCUCUUGUCCUGGACAGCUUCUGGUGGAGAGUGGGCCAAGGCUCCCACAUUCAACAGGCUCCGCACCCACCUGGUAAACAUGUUUGGGGAGAAGCCCUGAUUCUAGACUCCUUAAACCUAAAGGGCAGUUUAAAUCGGCCCCACUUUGAUGUUUGUGAUCAGCUGCCUCGUCUGAACCUGGAGGCGAGUCUAAAAGGGCUGCAGCUGGAGCUAUCCGAGACUUGCGCCCUGUGUCUGUCACGGCUUCUGUUGCUGCUUGUCCCUCCUGUAAAUGAACCGCAGCUCUCAGAGGUUUCUUCAGCUCUUGGCCCUGAUGAUUCACAGGUCCAACCACCCUUUCAGUCACAUCUAAACUUUUUCUUUAAAUUGGAUCUCUGUCUGGAAGAUGUCAAUGCGUUCACACUCUCUAACCUAGCCGGAGCUGUGUCUUUGCGGAUGGACACCAUAAAUAUUAUGAGCUCUGCUGAAAGUUGUAACAUCACACUACAAGGAGCAGCUCUGUCAAUCAUCAAGAUGGUGAAGGAAAACAUGGAGUUGUGUUGCUCUGCUGCUGAGACUCCUAAUCCUGUUUUUAAACUGGCCACUGUAGAUUUUUGUUACCACAUCACCAUCCACACAUUUCAGGUCCAAUGUCCGGGAGAACUCAAUGAUGUCUUUGAGAUUAAGCUGCGUGACAACUACGAAUUGAUGAAAGAUGAAAGUAAAGAAAGUGCCAAGCGUCUGCAGUUACUCGACAAGAAAGUUGCCGAUCUCCGCAAGCAACAUGGUGAACUUCUGCCCGCUAGAAAAAUCGAGGAGCUGUACAGUUCACUAGAGAGGAAGCACAUUGAGAUCUACAUCCAACGCUCUCGUCGUCUCUACGCCAACACUCCGAUGAGAAAGUCUCUGCUGACGUGGACUGUGUCGGAUGUGGAGUUGGUAGUUCUUGCUGAUGAGUCUCUCCAUGGACCAGAGAGGGUGAGAGAGCAGCUGAGGGACAUCGACUGGAUAAGCCCCUUCCCAAGAGAAGGACUCCCCCUGGUGGUGCAGUGGUGUCGUGCCGUCAAAUUCAAACUUGCAGCAUUUCUGGUAAGAAUUCGGGACUACCCUCGAUACUUGUUUGAAAUCCGUGACUGGCAGUUGUCAGGUCGUCUUGUCGGGACAGAACAAGACGGGUUGGUUAGAGGUCAUCGCAAAAAGAUUUUCAAACUUGGCGCACCAUGGGGAGAUGUGACCGUGCACAGGAAUAUUCCACCUCUGAAGUUCUACUAUGACUUUAAAUCAACAAUUUCCCAAUACACUAUUGUCUGGGGACCUUGUUGGGAUCCGGCGUGGACACUAAUUGGUCAGUCUGUUGAUUUUCUCACCAAACCAACAGCUGAUCCCUCUCCUCUUCUUGCCUGGUGGGACAAAAGUCGACUUCUUCUACAUGGUCACUGGACAAUGGACAUUGACAUGGCCAAUCUCCAUCAACUUGCUACAGAAGACCCUUACAACACUACAGAAAACUUGCACUGGGAAUGGUCUAAGCUCAACUUUGACUGGAAUCCUGGGCAAUUUGUUUUUAAGGGCAUGUUGGAUGUGAAUGUUCGCACUGCCUCAAAGUAUGACGAUGUCUGCUUUCUCCACUUGCCUAACUUGUGUAUGACUCUUGACCUUCAAUGGCUGUGUCAUGGAAACCCCCAUGAUCACCACAGCGUGACACUGUGCUGUGCCGACAGCAUCGCAGAUGUGACUUCAGGACAACCGCACGACUCCUACAGAGCAUUUCGCUCAGAAAACCUUAAUCUCUCCAUUACCAUGGACCUCAAUCAGGGCUCGGAGCCUGCCAAACCUGAAAUCCUACUGUUCAGCAGCACAUUGCGUUGGAUGCAAAAUUUUUGGGCCACUUGGACCAAUGUUUCUCGGCCAGUAUGCAGAGGAAAACCCUUCCAGAGCCACAAACCUGUUCGCAAGAAGCUGGGUCAGCAUUACAAACAGAUGUCUUACACCGCUGCUUUUCCCCAGUUACAGGUGCUGUACUGGGCGUCCUUUGCUCAACAGAGAGGAAUCCAAGUGGAGUGCAGCAAAGGUCAUGUGUUCACUCGAGGGGCUCAGCGGCUUAUUCCACAGGCUGGGACUGUGAUGAGGAGGCUGAUCUCUGAGUGGAACGUGACUCAAAUGGUGAGUGAGCUGUCCCAGGUGACAGUCCACCUAAUGGCUUCCACAUGGGAUGAGACCGCAGAUCACCAAAUCAACGCCCAAGUCAAGAAAACCCACCUCCUGAGUUUGUCCUCUCUGAACUAUCAGCGGCAAAGCAACCGAAUGGAGGAGGAGGUGAUCACAAAAGAUGAAAGCAAUGCUUCCUACACUCAUAAACUUCGACUUGUGGAUCUGCGUGCAUCCUGGACCACCACAAACCGGAACAUUGCUUUUGCUCUUUAUGACGGCUACAAAAAGGCCUCUGUGUUGAAGAGGAACCUUUCAACUGAAGCAUUGAAGGGACUCAAGAUCGACACUCAAACUCAGGCAAAGAAGCUAAAACGCUCACCUUCCAACUACUCUCCAACGACUGCUCCCUCCACACCCCUCCCCAGUGGAACUCUCAGUCGAGCAGAGAAACAUGAAGGAACAUCAAUGCUCCAAAAAUUGAUUGAAGAAACAGACAAGUUUGUGGUGUUCUCAGAAGAGGACUCUGGAGUGAGUGAUCAGCUGUGUGGGACCGCAGCUUGUCAAACUGAUGAUGUCUACAACCGAAACUGGUUCAUUGAGUUGGUUAACGGUCAGAUGAUGCUACGUGGGACAGAGACUGCUGGGUGUGUGCUUGUGUCUGCAGCCAAAGCUCAGCUCCAUCAGUGUGAACAUCAUCCAUCCUGGUACAACGACACUCUGAAGCAGAAAACCACCUGGACUUGUUUGCUCGAUGGCAUGCAGUAUUUUGCCACUAUGGAAUUCAAUCCUUCUGAAGACGAGGACAGGCAGCUGUGGCUGGAAGUUAAAAAUAUUGAAGAACAUAGACAGAGAAAUCUGGACUCUGUGCUGGAGCUGAUGGAGAGUGGCCAGGCAGUAGGAGGAAUGGUUAGCACUACAGCAGAUUGGAACCAGCCCGCCCAGGUUAACGAAACUCAACAGGUUCAGCGAAUCAUAUCUCGCUGUAGCUGCCGGAUGCAUUACAUCAGCUACAGUCACGACAUUAACCCUGAACUGGCAACCCAAAUUAAACCUCCAGAGCUGAGGAACAGCCAUGAAAAAGAAGAUCUGCUGAAGAAACGAGCCGGAGCCGUGGACACAUUCACCCUUAUUCACCAUGACCUUGAGAUAUCUACAAACCCUGUUCAAUAUGCCAUGAUUCUGGAUAUCGUCAACAACCUGUUGCUCCAUGUGGAGCCCAGGAGGAAGGAGCACAGUGAGAAGAAGCAGCGUGUGCGUUUUCAGCUGGAGAUUUCAAGUAACCCUGAAGAGCAACGCAGCAGCAUCCUACACCUUCAAGAGGCUGUGAGGCAGCACCUGGCUCAGAUCAGGCGACUGGAGAAGCAGAUCUAUUCAAAUAUAAGGGCUCAACCGGAAGACAUCAAUAAUGAGGUGGUAGAAAUUAACUUUGGACUCCAGAAUCAGCUGAACCAGGAGAAGAAUGACAUGCAGAUGAAAAGUGAAGAGCUCAACAUUCUUAUUAGGUGCUUCAAGGACUUCCAGCUCCAGAAGGCCAACAAGCUGGAGCUGAGGAAGCCCCCUGAAGAUGUGAGUGUAGUGAGGAGAACAGAGAUUUACUUUGCUCAGGCACGAUGGUGCCUGACUGAAGAGGAUGGACAGCUCGGCAUCGCAGAAUUGGAACUGCAGAGGUUCAUGUACAGCAAGUUGAACAAGUCUGAUGACACAGCAGAGCAUCUUCUGGAGCUUGGUUGGUUCACCAUGAAUAAUCUCCUUCCCAAUGCUGCAUACAAGGUUGUGCUGCGCCCUCAAAGCAACUGUCAAUCCGGACGUCAGUUUGCCUUGCGCAUCUUUAGUAAAGUGCGCCCUCCUGUGGGAGGAAUCUCUGUGAAGGAGCAUUUUGAAGUCAAUGUGGUGCCCUUAACGAUUCAACUCAUGUACCAGUUUUUCAAAAGGAUGAUGGGAUUUUUCUUCCCGGGUCGAAAUGUUGAAGAAGAGGAAGUUGCUGAUGAGGAAGACAAGUUUAGACUGGUCACAACUGGGAUCCCAGUCAAGUCUCGGCAGUCAUCAGAAGACACCAUUGGCCCCAUUGGUUCAAGCAAAGGCAUGACCCAGGGACUGAACAGGACAGCAGGAGUCAGGCGAUCAUUUAGAAAAGCUCCAGAGCAUCCAGUGGAUGAUAUUGAUAAAAUGAAGGAACGCGCUGCUAUGAACAACUCUUUCAUCUACAUAAAGAUUCCUCAAGUCCCUCUGUGUGUCAGUUACAAGGGUGAGAAAAGUAGUGUUGACUGGAAGGAUCUAAACUUGGUUUUACCAUGUUUGGAAUAUCACAACAACACUUGGACAUGGCUGGACUUUGCCAUGGCCGUGAAGAGAGAUAGUCGUAAAGCACUUGUAGCACAGAUGAUUAAGGAAAAGCUGAGGUUAAAGCCGGCUGCGGGCUCCGAUGUGCGAGGAAAAGCAUCAGAGGUGAAGAGUGACAACAGUCUGCAGCAGCAGGAGGAAGAUGAGAAGGCUCGGCUGCUGAUCGGCCUCAGCACUGCGGACAGGAGCUCCAGCAAAAAGAGCAUUUUCAGCCGACGCAAGUGA
Molecule: messenger RNA, 5958 nt
Organism: Knipowitschia caucasica
Lineage: Eukaryota; Metazoa; Chordata; Actinopteri; Gobiiformes; Gobiidae
Source: the annotation of a GenBank genome assembly